Messenger RNA from Coffea eugenioides, 1584 nucleotides. RefSeq lists its product as uncharacterized. NCBI's taxonomy places the organism in Eukaryota, Viridiplantae, Streptophyta, Magnoliopsida, Gentianales, Rubiaceae. The record is from RefSeq and is a predicted model, not a curated record. The transcript has a single exon. The coding region runs from base 1 to 1584 and encodes 527 amino acids.
AUGAAUCGAAUACUCAUUGAUGGGGGAUCUGCUGUCAAUAUCAUGUCCGUACGUGCUAUGAAAGAACUAGGAAUAUCAAACGAUGAACUCUCCCAGAGCCGCCUCAUGAUCCAAGGAUUCAACCAAGGGGGGCAAAGAGUGAUUGGUCUCAUAAGGUUUGAAUUGCUCAUUAGUGAGUUGUUUUCGAGUGCGUUAUUUCAUAUUAUUGACACCAGAACCUCUUAUAACAUGCUCCUGGGAAGACCCUGGAUUCAUGAGAAUGAAAUUAUACCAUCUAAUCUUCAUCAAUAUUUCAAAUAUUGUCGAGACGGUAUAGUUAGAAAAGUUACUACCGAUGAUAAACCUUUCACGGAAGCCGAGACUCACUUUGUCGAUGCCAAAUUUUAUCUUCAAAAAGAAACAAAAGGAAAAGAGUCAACAAGGGAAGAAAGUCAAGAUUCCAAAGUACCCAUUUUACGUUAUAUUCCAAGAUCAAAGAGAGAAGAAGGUCAAACUUCUUUUGUCAGGAAUGACACAUUAAAUGUUUCACUCACCAAAAUAGAGCCUGUUAAAAGUGAAAAAAUGACCUUGCAAGGGUUUGUCUGUCCUAAAGAAGAACCGGCAGUAGAACAUUACUCACUACCAACUAAUCGGAUUCAAGAAGGUUUUGAUCCAAACGCAUAUAAACUUCUUGCUAAAACGGCUUAUAACCCCAAUGAGAAGAAUGCAUUGGACAAACUCCCUCCUGAAGUAACUGGCGAGAAGACUUACGGAUUGACACCUACGCAGAAAAUGUUGAAAGAAAGAGGCUAUAACGUUGAGAAUUCAUCGAUGGGUCUUGGUUAUCAACCGUCCUCUCCUGUUCGUAUAAUGAUCAAAAGGGCAAGUUGUAAUUAUGUGAACGAAGAAAUGGAGGUCACAAGCCGAAAGAGUUAUGUUUUCGACAGAUUGAAAAAUAAGUCAAAGCGUACUUCUGUGUUCGACAGACUCGACCCGCAGCCGAAAAAUUUGAAAUCGCCCGUCUAUGAGAAAUUGGACAGCAAAAAACAAGGGUACCAAGUUGUCAAGAAAGAAAAUCUUACUCUAAUAAAGAUGAAUGGUACGAGAAAAAGAGUUUCCAAUUUCUUUAUGCAUUAUGGAGACUUGUUUAAUGCAAGGAUCGAAACCAUCCUUGAAGAACAGGAUCCGGAAAGUAUUGCUUCUUGCCAUCAUAUUACGAUCAGUGAUCCUGAAAAAGGAGAAGGAGAUGCAGAUGAUGCUCCCGCUGAAUUUGAACAUGGAGUAAAAAAUACAGUCGAUGCGCUAAAAGAGAUUAAUUUUGGCACAAGUGACGACCCUCACCCAAUUUACAUAAGUUCUUGUAUAACUCCUGAAGAAGAGAAAGAGUAUGUUGAUUUGCUGCUCGAGUUCAAGGAGGUCUUUGCCUGGAAUUACUCAAAAAUACCUGAUUUGGAUCCAAGGGUCGCUGUUCAUAACUUGUCGGUCAAGCGAGGAACAAAACCUGUCAAGCAAACUCAGAGACGUUUUCGACCCGAAUUGAUUCCUUUGAUAGAAAAUGAGAUAAAUAGAUUAAUUGAAACUGGAUUCAUACGAGAAGUAAAAUAG